AUGUACGGAAACUGCCUUUCGGAAAAAGAAGCGGGCAUGUACCCGAGCACUCUCAGGAACCCCUCGGGGGACGGCGCUUCAGGGGCUGGCGGCCCUGGGAGUUCACUACCAGUCUCCAACGUCGCAGCAGCCUCAGCUUACGCACACUACAUGGGGUAUCCCCACAUGCCCUGCAUGGAUCCUCACGGACAGUCGCUGGGGGCCUGGGGUUCGCCCUAUAGUCCCCCCCGGGAAGACUGGAGUGCGUAUCCAGGGCCGUCCAGUACCAUGGGCACGGUGCCCAUGAACGACGUGGCCUCCAGUCCAGCCUUUGGCUCCCCUGAAUGUGGCAACCUAGGCGCCGCGGGUGGUGGAAACGGUGGGGGCAACCUGCCAGCUCCAACAGGUGGGUCACUGUUCCCCAUGGACGCCUGCGCUGCGGACGCCCAUUCCCCCAGCAGAAGCCGCCACAGUCCCUACGCGUGGAUGCGAAAGACCUUGCAAGUGACGGGGAAAACCAGGACAAAAGAAAAGUAUCGUGUGGUUUACACUGAUCAUCAAAGGUUGGAGCUGGAGAAGGAAUUCCACUGCAAUAAAUACAUCACCAUUCGGAGAAAAUCAGAGCUGGCAGUCAACCUGGGUCUUUCUGAGAGACAGGUGAAAAUCUGGUUUCAGAAUCGCAGAGCCAAGGAGAGAAAGAUGAUCAAAAAGAAAAUCUCCCAGUUUGAGAACAGUGGUGGCUCAGUGCAAAGUGACUCUGGCUCCAUCAGCCCUGGGGAAAUAGCUAACACUUUUUUCACCACCCCAUCAGCUGUCUGUGGAUUUCAACCUAUUGAGAUACAGCAGGUUAUAGUCUCUGAAUAA
Molecule: messenger RNA, 843 nt
Organism: Condylura cristata (star-nosed mole)
Lineage: Eukaryota; Metazoa; Chordata; Mammalia; Eulipotyphla; Talpidae
Gene: CDX4
Product: caudal type homeobox 4
Exons: 3
Coding region: 1-843 (280 amino acids)
Biological process (GO): embryo development; regulation of transcription by RNA polymerase II; animal organ morphogenesis
Cellular component (GO): nucleus
Molecular function (GO): DNA-binding transcription factor activity, RNA polymerase II-specific; RNA polymerase II transcription regulatory region sequence-specific DNA binding
Source: RefSeq, a predicted model, not a curated record